Miscanthus lutarioriparius is the source of this 2061-nucleotide messenger RNA. The record is from the annotation of a GenBank genome assembly. Lineage: Eukaryota; Viridiplantae; Streptophyta; Magnoliopsida; Poales; Poaceae.
AUGGGGAGAGGCAUCCUUAACGCCGGGCCCUCCUCCUGGAUCGCCGCCGUGGCCACUGCCGCACCAGCAAGCUUCCGCGGCGCCCACGCCGUCCUCCUCACCUCCGGCCACCUCUCCUCCCGCGCCUCCGCCAACUCGCUCCUCCGCGCCGCCCCCUCCCCCUCCGCCUGCGCGCUCAUCCUCCGCCUCAUGCUGCUCCACCGCCUCCGACCCGACCACAUCUCCCUCUCCUUCUCCCUCCACUCCUGCGCCCGCGCCGUCGUCCCCACCACCACCACCCGCAACCCGCUCACCGCCCUCUUCCGCUCGCUCGCCCUCAGGCUUGGCCACGCCCGCGACGUCUACGUCGCCAACGCCGCCGUCUCCUCCUACUUCGCCGCCUCCGACGUCGCCUCCGCCGACCGCCUCUUCGCGGAGGUCUCCGACGACGUCGCCGACGUAGUCACCUGGACCACCAUGGUCACCGGCCACGCAAACGCCAGCAAUCUGGAGCAGGCGAGGCGCCUCUUCGACGCGAUGCCCGAGCGGAACGUCGUUUCCUGGAACGCGAUGCUGGGCGCGUACGCCAGCGCCGGGAUGCUGUCCGAGGCGCGGGAACUGUUCGACGCGAUGCCUGAAAGGAACGCCGCCACGUGGAGCUCUAUGCUCACUGGGCUCGUGCUGUCGGGACGCUGCGGGGAGGCGCUGAGGGUGUUCGCUGACAUGGUCCGCGGCGGCGCCGUGCCCAACGAGCCCGCGCUGGUUAGUGUGGUCUCGGCGUGCGCGCAGCUGCGGUCACUGGAGCACGGCGCGUGGGUGCACGCGUACGCCGAGCAGGAGCUGCAGGGGGCCAUGAGCGUCAUCCUCGCCUCCGCCAUCAUCGGCAUGUACGGGAAAUGUGGGGGUAUCCGCAGUGCCGUCAGGGUGUUUGCUGCGAUGCCCUUGAGGAACGUCUACUCCUGGAACGCCAUGAUCGCUGGGCUCGCGAUGAAUGGCGGCGAGAGACAAGCCUUGUCGCUCUUGUGGAAGAUGCAGAUGGCUGGUAUUCAACCGAAUGACAUAACUUUCAUCGGGUUGCUGAGCGCUUGCUCCCACUCUGGCCUUGUGAAUGAGGGCCGACGGUUGUUUGACAGUAUGAUCGAGGACUUCAGGAUACAACCAGUCCAACAACAUUACGGUCUUAUGGUUGAUUUGAUCGGCCGCUCUGGUCGUGUCAGGGAGGCGAUGUUUUUCAUCAAGAGCAUGCCUGUGGAACCUCACCCUGGCUUAUGGGGCGCACUAGCUAGCGCCUGCAAGAUGCAUGGUGAGGUGGAGCUUGGUGAGGAGGUUGCCAAGAAGCUCAUUGAACUGGAGCCUCGCCAUGGCAGCCGAUACAUCCUCCUGUCAAACUUGUAUGGCUCUGCGAAUAGAUGGGAUGACAUGGCCUUUGUGCGCAAGAUCCUCAAAAGGCGCAAGGUGCCCAAGGGCACUGGCAAUGCAGUGAACUGUGACCUCGUUCUAGUUUAUAAUAUGGUGACUGACCUGACUGUUUGCCUCUUUCUUGCUUGGUUCCUCCAAACAAGAGACUUCGUGCUCAGGAGCAGUGAGCUCGCCACGCUCGCUGCCAUCUUCCACUUCAGUGGCACCAAACCAAGCUACCUUGGCGUUCAGAAGAGUCCUCCAUCCCUUGCUCUGUGCCCUGCAACCAAUAACUGUGUUUCGACAUCAGAGGAAAUAAGUGAUUCGAAUCACUAUGCUCCCCCAUGGAACUACAAUCCCAAGGAUGGCCGGAGGGGUAAACCCAUAACCAAAGAGGAGGCCAUGAAAGAACUAAUUGAAGUCGUCACGAAGACAAAGCCAGACAACUUCACUCCUCACAUUGUAGAUAAAACAGAUGAUUACAUCCGAGUUGAAUAUGGGAGCCCUAUAUUUGGGUUUGUAGAUGACGUGGAGUUCUGGUUCCCUCCUGGCAACAAACCACUCGUUCAGUAUAGGUCGGCAUCUCGAUCAGGAUUUAUCGACUUCAAUGCCAAUAAGAAGAGAGUAAAGGAGCUGAGAUUGGCUUUGGAAAAGAAGGGCUGGGCUUCGGAAAGCAACUUUUGA